Messenger RNA from Phymastichus coffea, 484 nucleotides. RefSeq names its product U6 snRNA-associated Sm-like protein LSm5. Bases 121 to 402 code for a protein of 93 amino acids. Gene Ontology annotation, biological process: mRNA splicing, via spliceosome. Gene Ontology annotation, molecular function: RNA binding. Gene Ontology annotation, cellular component: U6 snRNP; U4/U6 x U5 tri-snRNP complex; Lsm1-7-Pat1 complex. The record is from RefSeq and is a predicted model, not a curated record. Lineage: Eukaryota; Metazoa; Arthropoda; Insecta; Hymenoptera; Eulophidae. The transcript is spliced from 3 exons.
CGGGUCUCGCGCCACUUCAUGCUUAAAGAGGGAACAAAAACAAAUAUUACAUUAUAAAAUAAAUAGUAGUUAGUUUGUAAAAAAUAAAACCUUGUUUGUGAACAAAACCUAUACUGAAAUAUGUCUAGCACUAGUAGUGUAACUACCAAUCCUUCAACUUUGCUACCUCUUGAAUUAGUAGACAAGUGCAUAGGUUCAAGAAUACACAUUAUCAUGAAGAAUGAUAAAGAAAUUGUAGGAACACUGAAAGGUUUUGAUGAUUUUGUUAAUAUGUUGCUGGAUGAUGUAACGGAAAGUGAAGCCACUCCCGAAGGAAGGCGAGUCACAAAGUUAGAUCAAAUAUUGCUUAAUGGAAAUAACAUUACUAUGCUUGUACCUGGUGGAGAAAUGCCAGACGUUUGAAAAAUUUUAAUCAUUAAAUAUUUUUAUACUAAUUGGAUAUAAGGUAAUUUAAUGAAUUAAUAAACUUUAAAAAAAGGUACAA